This is a messenger RNA of Pogoniulus pusillus (Red-fronted tinkerbird), 7686 nucleotides long. RefSeq names its product protein kinase C beta (gene PRKCB). The coding region runs from base 185 to 2200 and encodes 671 amino acids. Lineage: Eukaryota; Metazoa; Chordata; Aves; Piciformes; Lybiidae. Gene Ontology annotation, biological process: peptidyl-serine phosphorylation; intracellular signal transduction. The transcript has 17 exons. The record is from RefSeq and is a predicted model, not a curated record. Gene Ontology annotation, cellular component: cytoplasm; nucleus. Gene Ontology annotation, molecular function: diacylglycerol-dependent serine/threonine kinase activity; zinc ion binding; ATP binding.
UAAAUGAGGGGGCGGGGCGGCCCCGGGUGUGUGUCGGAGGCUCCCGCCAGCUGCAGCCAGAGGUGCUGAGUGCCGCCGAGCCCCGGCCCCAGCUGCAGCGCACGGGGCCGAGCCGAACCGAGCCCAGCCGGGCCCAACCGAACCCAAGCGGGCGGAGCCGGCGGCCGGCAGCCCCUGGUACAGCAUGGCCGAGCCGCCGGCAUCGACACCGGGCUCCGAGAGUGAGGAGGGCCCGGUGCGUUUUGCUCGGAAGGGAGCCCUGCGGCAGAAGAACGUCCAUGAGGUGAAGAACCACAAGUUCACCGCGAGGUUCUUCAAGCAGCCAACCUUCUGCAGCCAUUGCACCGACUUCAUCUGGGGCUUCGGCAAGCAGGGCUUUCAGUGUCAAGUUUGCUGCUUUGUGGUGCACAAGAGGUGCCAUGAGUUUGUUACCUUCUCCUGCCCUGGUGCUGACAAAGGUCCUGCUUCUGAUGAUCCCAGGAGCAAGCACAAAUUUAAAAUCCACACCUACUCCAGCCCCACCUUCUGUGACCACUGCGGCUCCUUGCUCUACGGGCUCAUUCACCAGGGCAUGAAAUGUGACACCUGCAUGAUGAACGUGCACAAGCGCUGCGUGAUGAACGUGCCCAGCCUGUGCGGGACGGACCACACGGAGCGCCGCGGGCGGAUCUACAUCCGCGCUGACAUCGAGAAGGACGUGCUCACCGUCGUGGUCAGAGAUGCUAAAAACCUCGUUCCUAUGGAUCCCAAUGGCUUGUCAGAUCCCUACGUGAAGCUUAAGCUAAUCCCUGACCCCAAAAACGAGAGCAAACAGAAGACCAAGACCAUCAAGUGCUCCCUGAAUCCUGAGUGGAAUGAGACAUUUAAAUUCCAACUGAAAGAGGCAGAUAAAGACAGAAGGUUGUCUGUGGAGAUCUGGGACUGGGACUUGACCAGCAGGAAUGAUUUCAUGGGCUCCUUGUCCUUUGGGAUUUCUGAGCUGCAGAAGUCAGGAGUGGAUGGAUGGUUUAAGCUGCUGAGCCAGGAGGAGGGGGAGUAUUUCAACGUCCCAGUGCCUCCUGAGGGAGAAGAAGGAAAUGAGGAGCUGAGGCAGAAGUUUGAGAGGGCCAAGAUUGGAGCAGGGUCCAAGGCUGCAGAUGAGAAGACCACAAAUGCCAUCUCCAAAUUCGACAACAACGGCAGCAGAGAUCGGAUGAAGCUUUCGGACUUCAACUUCCUGAUGGUGCUGGGCAAAGGCAGCUUUGGGAAGGUGAUGCUGGCUGAGAGGAAGGGCACAGACGAGCUCUACGCCGUGAAGAUCCUGAAGAAGGAUGUCGUCAUCCAGGACGACGAUGUGGAGUGCACCAUGGUGGAGAAACGUGUCCUGGCUCUCUCUGGGAAGCCUCCCUUCCUGACACAGCUCCACUCCUGCUUCCAGACCAUGGACCGCCUGUACUUCGUGAUGGAAUACGUCAACGGUGGGGACCUGAUGUACCAGAUCCAGCAGGUUGGGAGGUUUAAAGAACCCCACGCUGUAUUCUAUGCAGCAGAAAUUGCCAUUGGCCUCUUCUUCCUGCAGAGCAAAGGCAUCAUUUAUCGAGACCUGAAGCUGGACAAUGUGAUGCUGGAUAGUGAGGGGCACAUAAAGAUCGCUGACUUUGGCAUGUGCAAGGAGAACAUCUGGGAUGGAGUGACCACCAAGACCUUCUGUGGCACCCCAGACUACAUUGCACCUGAGAUCAUUGCUUAUCAGCCCUAUGGGAAGUCUGUGGACUGGUGGGCGUUUGGAGUCCUGCUCUAUGAGAUGUUGGCUGGCCAGGCUCCCUUUGAGGGAGAAGAUGAAGAUGAGCUCUUCCAGUCUAUCAUGGAGCACAACGUAGCCUACCCCAAGUCCAUGUCCAAGGAGGCAGUGGCAAUCUGCAAAGGGCUGAUGACCAAGCACCCUGCCAAGCGGCUGGGCUGCGGCCCGGAGGGGGAACGGGACAUCAAGGAGCACGCCUUCUUCCGCUACAUCGACUGGGACAAGCUGGAGCGCAAGGAGAUCCAGCCGCCCUUCAAGCCCAAGGCUAAGGACAAACGAGACACCUCCAACUUCGACAAGGAGUUCACCCGGCAGCCGGUGGAGCUGACUCCCACGGACAAACUCUUCAUCAUGAACUUGGACCAGAACGAGUUUGCUGGAUUCUCCUACACUAACCCCGAGUUUGUCAUUAACGUGUAGAGCGGCGCCGCCGCCGCCUCCCGCCCUCUCCUCGCCAUCCCAAGCUCCAGAUCUCCUUGUACAUACCAACAGUAGUCUUCCGGGGUUAGCAGUGCAGACACACAUCCCCCACUGCUUCUUUAGGAGCCUGCCCAUGUCUGUGUCACUCGCUAGCUUGGUUUCCCUCGCUGGAGGUGGCUGGGGGUCGGGGUAAGAGGCAGUUGUGCUUCGAGGAUAUCUGGUUGGUGGUGAGCGGAACAGGCUGCCCAGGGAUGUGGUUGGGGUCCUGUCCCUGGAGGCUGAGGCUGUUUAGUCUGGGGAAGAGAAGGCUGAGAGUGGAUCUGAUCAGUGUCUAUAAAUAUGAGAGGUGGGUGCCAGGAUGAAGGUGCCAGGCUCCUUUCAGUAGUGCCCAGUAAUAGGCAAGGAACAGUGGGUACAAGCUGGAACACAGAAGGUUCCGCCUCAACACGAGGAGAAACUUUGCUGUGAGGGUGCAGAGCCCUGGAGCAGGCUGCCCAGAGAGGUUGUGGAGCAUCCUUCUCUGGAGGCUUUCAAGACCCAUCUGGAUGUGUUCCUGUGUGAACUGCCCUAGAUGAUCCUGCUUUGGCAGAGGGGUUGGACUGGAUGAUCUCCAGAGGUCCCUUCCAACCCCUACCAUUCUAUGGUUUAAGAUCAGACCUGAAGUGACCUUGGGCAGCCUGAUCCAGUUGGAGGUGUCCCUGCUGCCCACAGUGGGGGGGUAGGGGGGUUGGACAGGUUGACCUUUGAGGGUCCCUUCCAACCUGCUGCAAUCUGUGACUCUGUGACCAAUAGAGGUUCUUGGAAACAGAAAGCAUCCCAAACUGCUGCAGUCCUUGUGACUCCAGGAGAUGGGAUGCUGAGAUCCCCGUGACCCUCGCCGCCCACCAGUCGUGUCUGUGGAAUGCUAAGCAUGGUUGAUAUCUUAAAGCCUUGUGCCGAAGCUUGCAAUGACUGUGAGCUUGUCUUAGAGGAGCCUUUUGUUCCAGACAUGGAUACCUUUGGUCAGUGUGGAAAAGUCUGCUUAUAGACAUCUAUUUUUCAAUGCAUUGUAUAUAGGAUCCACCUGGCUCCUUCACCCCACCCUGCACGCCCACCCCUCGCCAUCAGCCCUUCCUACUCUUGCCCGCCCCCUCCCCUCACCCCCACGCCCAGACCAGUUCCAUUCCUCCACUUCUUGUAAAUGGGAGCAACUCCUUUUUUUUUUUUCUAAGAGAAAGUUGGGGCUUUUUUUUUUAACAUCUGGAACAGUUUGCAGUUUUGAUACACUCCGUCAGCACCCUCAUCAACCUUCCUCCCGGCUCUCCGCGGCCGCUGGUGGAAGCAAAGCAGCUCUGGGAGGGAUCUUAACCUUCUAAGCAAAACAAAGCCACCUUUGUAGUCUGGGGUUUACAAUUCAGCACCUGGAAACGCGCCCUGCUGCACCGGGGCUGCACUGAGGGCUAUUUGUAAAAGCGACUUUUCUACUUCCCACCCUCUGCUCUUAUCUCAAAGCCUCCACACCCAUCGGUUUCACCACGGGCAUCUCGAUUUACCUGGCUGCAGCCAGAAUUCCUGGGGCUUUAAUUCAGCGAUUCCAGGACCUUCCGCAUCACCUACCAAAUUCGAAGGCAGGAGAGACAAUUCCAGCAGGUGGUCGUAAGGCAGCUGGGCUGUGCCGUGCUGUGCCGCAGCAGUGCCCUGCGAGAGGGCUGGGGCUGGCAGGAGCAGGCAGGAGGGGGAGAGAGAUGGAAGGAGGUAGCAGAAGUAGGCAGAGGUGGACAGGAGCAGGCAGGGAUGGGUAAGGAGCUAGCGGGAGCAGGCAGAGAUGGACAGGAGAAGGCAGGGUCAAGCAGCAUCAGAGAGAAGCAGGUUGGGGUAGGCAGGGAUGGGCAGGAGCUGGCAGGAGUGGGAGAGAUAGAAGGAGCAGGCAGGGGCUGGCAGAAGCAGGUAGGGAUGGGCAGGGUCAGGCAUCAACCUGACAGGGAAGAGGCAGGAGUGAGACACAUGGAAGGAGCUUUCAGGAGCAGAUGGGAUGGGCAAAGACAAGCAGGAGCUGACAGGGGUGGGCAGAGUUGGGCAGGAGCAAGCAAGAGCAGGUAGCAGUGGGCAAGAAGAUGGCAGAGAAAGACAGGAGCAAGCAGGAACUCUCUGUCAGCACCCAGGCUGAGCUCACAGCAGGGUGAGCACCGAGUGGGCAUCUCUGGGCUACCCUGGCUGUUGCCCCUGUCUGACACACCGGUGUGGUGGGUUUGCAGAUAACACCUCCCCCUCCUCCCCCGGGGGUGUCCUGACCCCCAGUAGUUCCCCUGUAAAUAGAGUUGACUCCAGGGAGUGGGGGGCACAGGGGUGGAAUGCUGUGAGUCCCAAGGAAUCCUAGGGGGCAGUCCUGGUUUCUAGGCCUUUUCUAAAUGUCAAACUCUACCUUGGGAAAUUGUUUUCUUCUCUUACUGAUGCAUUGAGUCAAAAAACUCAACAAGGCCGCUGGAAGCUGCUGUCCCACUUGGUGGGGAGCAGCUGGCUGGGCAUCCUCUCCCAAUUGCUAAAUGGGAGGUGGGCAGAGUGCCAGGCACACUGGGGCUGGGAGCUGAGAGUCCAUGGCCUCGGGUCCUGACCUGGGCUGAGGGAAACAAAACCAAACCCAGAAAAACUGCAAAUUGUGCCAGAUUGGCGAGGGGGUUAUGAGUGGCUCUGCUCCAGAUAAAGCCCAGGGGAGCCUCCCUGGAGGGCUGGGUUCUGCUGAGGGCUCUCAUAAGGCCAGCAGAGGUUUCAGAAGACAUCUCACCAUCCUCUGCAGACCACAGCUGCUGUUCAGAGCAUGUACCCUACUGUGACCUCCCCCCCUGCUGCUGCAGAAUUAGCAUCCCUUCAGUGCUGAAUGUUUGUCAUUUAUGUGUCUCCUGAAGCUCUGAAGCUGCUCCCAGGGUCUGUCCAGGAGGAUGCUGUCAGGUCUCUGGUGCCAAGGUACCCCUGCCAGGGCUGUGGUGACAUGGAAGGGCUGCUGGGGGGGGGAGUUAUGUCUUUUCUGUCUGGGAUUUGUGUGUGUGUGUUGGGGUGAUGACACCGCUGCAUGGAGCAGGAGAUGCUGCACAGCACUGUGAGCUGGGACACCUUGGGUGGGCCCAUGGAAAAGCCAGGCUGGCACAUGGCCAUGCUCAACUGGGUAAUCUCCAUGGCAUCCUUGGGAGCUGCAGGGUGGGGAUCCAUGCUCCAGGGAAAGAUCCAGCUCUGCAGGGUUGCAAUCCAUGCUCCAGGAAAAGACCCAGCUCUUCAGGGUUGGAAUCCAUGCUCCAGGGAAAGAUCCAGCUCUGCAGGGUGGGGAUCCAUGCUCCAGGGAAAGACCCAGCUCUGCAGGGUAAGGAUCCAUGCUCCAGGGAAAGAUCCAGCUCCUAAAAAAGGCCAGGUCCUGUUUGUAGGAUGCACUCUGAGCACAUCCGAUGUUCCCUGUCCUGCUCCAGUAUUGCCAACCCCCUUCCUUUCCGGGUGACCUGUCCCUGGUGUGGUGGAGCAGGCACAGGGACGUAGCUGCCCUGCCAGGCGCUGGGAUGGCUCCAGCUGCAGGGAAGGGCUGAGCAGCAGCAGCUGACUCAUGUUUGCUGUAAUUUGAUGAUUUAAUCUUUGCUCCCGGCUGGGGAAAGCAGCUCUUCAGGAAGCUGCUCAGAGCUGGCAGGCUCCAGGAGAACCCUGUUAAGUUGUUCCCCAGGUGCUCUGGGAGACCCCAGAAGAUGGUACCUGAGCCAGUGCUGUAGGGACAAGGGGACAGAGUGAGCCAGCAACAGUGAGGCAGGAGAAGGAGGCUGAUGGGGACAGAGGAGGCUUAUGGGGUGCAUCCUGACUGCUUGCUGCCCACUGGAGUGAGGUUUGGCUGCAGGCUUGGUGUCCCACACUGAGCAGUAGGUCCAGUGGUGGCAGAGGGGACCCACAGCCCUGUGCCCCAGCAGGAUGAGGACAAAGCAGAGCCUAGAGGCAGGACAUGCAGUCAGCCCAGUCCUGGCUCUGAACACUGCAAGUAAGUGGGAUCCAGGACCCCCAGGUGGUUCCCUGUGGGACAGGAUGGAUUAGACAAUGUCCUCCACCUCAAGACUGCCUUCACUGCUGGUUGGUGGCUGCAGUGGGCAGCAGAACCUGCCCCCAGCCCCGGUACAGGCUCUGCAAAGAUGACCAUGGGCUGUGUGGAGAUGGCACAGGGCAGGGCUGAGGCUCCAGGAGGUGGAGAAAUAACCUUUUGGCAUUUACCCACUGGCUGAGGAUUUCUACCCCAGUGCUGGUGUUUGGGAGCAUGCCAGGAUUCUGUGGAGCAGGGGCAGAUUCUCAUUCCUCUCUGGAGAGGUUAGAGCUGCAAACACUCCCUGACCAUGCUGGAGUCUUUCAUUUGGAUGUGUUGCCAAAGAAAAGGACAGAGGACUGUGGCUGUUUGUAUCUGUGGUCUAAACUGCAGCCCAGCUUGAGUGGGGAGGCUGCUGGAGAGCUUGCAUGGCACCUGGGUAUGGUGGAAGAGCAAAAGGAAUGGAAGAGAGCCCAAGUAGGGUCCUGCCUGGAGCCAGGGGCAGAGCCAGGGCUGGCAGCUUGGGCUUAGCCUGAGGACUUGCCCAGUGCUGGUGAAGGGCAGGCUCUGUGGAGGGCUGUGGGGCUAUGGGUUGGUGUGGGUGAUCAGAAACCCUGAUCCACCUGAGCUCAGCUCUCCUGGAGCUUCUGCUUGGGGCAGAGCUGGUCCUGACCCCGUAGCUCAGGGCAAAUCUGUGCCAGGGCUCUCCCAGCACUGGUAUAGCUGUUCACCAGCCAGUGGGUGCCAGGGGAUGGCCCCAGUGCAAUGCCAUUUGUACAUGGCACAGGGAACCUCCUCCUGCUGCUGCUCUUACCUCCUCUGGCUGGACAUUUGUGCAGCCUUCUCUUGGUAAGAGAGCCCCCACCAAAGGAGCUGGUUGGUGAUUCCUCAUCAGCUUCAGCCAGGUAAUAAGUGCAGGGCUGCAGAGGGGCCAGCUCGUGUGGGUGGGUCUCAGAGAUGAGGAGGUGAGUGCCCUGGGCAGCAGCUGGGCUCUGGGGGCUGUGAAUCCCAGGAGCUCUCAAACAAGUGAAGCACCAGGGUGCUUUCUAGCACAGAGAGCCAGGAUCUAGCCCUUCUGGCUUACAUCUGGAGGGUGGAAUGAGCUCACACGGAAAGUGCUGCAGCUCCUCUGCUUUUGCAGAGGCACCAAGCCUGCCACAGCAGAAGCAGCAAGCGACAGGCAUCUUGCUCCAUGCACGGCAGUGUCAUCCGAGCUGUUUACUUCUGAUCACCUUCACAGUGGCAGUUAAAACAAGGAAACAAACCAGAUAAUGUUUGUUGUUGGGUUUGUGUUUGUGGAUUUGAUUUCACCUGCAAGUAUCUGAUGACUUUUCUACAUCCUAGACUCCCCGCUGUGUGUUGUCAGAAGAGUCUCAUCCAGACCUCCUUUUAGCUGGGCAUAUACUCUGGAUUCUAUUUGCUGCAUGUGUGAAGAAAAGAAAUAAACCCUAUAAUUUUAAAGAAA